Messenger RNA from Rotaria socialis, 1488 nucleotides. The record is from the annotation of a GenBank genome assembly. Lineage: Eukaryota; Metazoa; Rotifera; Eurotatoria; Philodinida; Philodinidae.
AUGAUUUCAAAUGUACCUUCUGAAAAUAGUUCAUUUAACGCUCAGCAACCUGAGAUAUCUUUUGCCACAUCGAAUAAAGGUAAUCCAUUAAUAAUAUGUGAUAAUUAUCUAUUUCGAUGUAACAAAACAACAAUCUCGAAAAAAUAUUGGAUUUGUACGGAAAAAGGUUGCAGCGUAUAUAUACAUACAAAUGUUAACAAGGAGUUGAUCUCGAUUAGUGGUAAUCAUAAUCAUUCUGCAAAUCCGGAUCAACUAGAAGCAAAAAUUUUACGAGACAAAAUGAAAGAACGAAUAUUGACUGAAACAACACCCAUAACAAAAAUAUAUGACGAGGAAAUUGUGAAGGCGAAACUUUCAAAAGCAGCAGCAGUAAUUUUACCAACUGUUAUUGAAUAUCGAUCUAAUAUGAGUAAAGCUCGUCGAAAAAUUACACCUGUCAUACCAUCAAGCGUUAUAUUCGAUAUUCCUGAAUCAUAUCAGCAAACACUUUCAAAUGAACGAUUUUUAUUGGUUGAUUUGUUCAUGACACGUGGUAAAGAUCGAAUACUGGUAUUUUCAAGCGAUCAACAGUUAGAAUUAUUAUUCGAAAGCGAAACAAUUUUUAUGGACGGAACAUUUGAUACAACACCACCAAAUUUCAAACAAGUAUACUUGAUACAUGCUCAGAAAUUUGGUCAAGGCUUGCCAGUCGCCUUUUGUCUUUUACCAAAUAAACGUGGAAAAACGUACACUGAGUUGAUUGAACAAUUAAAAGAAAAAGCUAAUACGAUGGGAAAACAAUUUAAACCGAAACGAAUAAUAACAGACUAUGAACCUACUUUAUUACCUGUUGUUGGACAAGAAUUUCCUACGGCAGUUCACUCAGGAUGUAUGUUUCACUUCAAUCAGGCAAUCCAUCGAAAAAUUACAGAUUUAGGUUUGGCGAAUGAUUAUUUACACAAUGGAAGUAUUCGUGAUCAAUGUCGUCAACUAAUGGCCUUAAGCCUUAUGCCGAUUACUGAAAUAGAUAAUCAGUUUCAACGUUUACAAACAAUCAUGGCAACAUCAUUGAGUGAUCUAUUAGUUUACUUCCAACAUCAGUGGAUGCAUGGUGUUGUUCCUAUGCACAUGUGGAAUUUUCAUCAUGUCAAACAUCGCACUAACAACACUUCAGAGGGUAAGAAUAGUCUUAUUUUCAAUUUGCCUCAUCUCGAAGCUUUAUCGCGAAUCAUUCGUAUUUUAGCUUAUAACCUUCGAUUUGCAACUCGAUUGGCACGAAAACACCCAAAUAUUUGGAGUUUUAUACAGUUGAUUAAAAGCGAACAUGUUCGUUUUCAACAUAUUUCAAUACAGCUUGAUGCUGGUGCAUCUGCACCAAAGCAAUCAAAAAAGACAACUGCUUUUCAAAUGAAAGUCAAUGUUCUUCACGAUAGAUUUCUCAAAAAAGAAAUCACCACAAAGGAACUUCUAUCAGGUUUAUCACUAUUGAUUGGAAACAAAAAAAAAUAA